AUGAUAAUCGCUAACCUAAACACCUUUUUAGAAUUUCAACAUAUAUUCCACUUAACUGAUAAUGACAGAACAGAUAUCAUGAAAGAAAUAAUGAAACAAAAAUUAAACUAUAGCCUUCAUAUUCCUUGGGACAAGCUUGAAAUCCUUACUGAUGAAAAACAAAAAACUUUCAUCCUGAACAGAAAAACCAAAACUCCCUUACCUUCUCCAAACACUCCUGCACCUAUUGAGGAAAGGAUCGAUCAUGAUAUGUCAAUCAAUAACAAUACCAUGCAACUUGAUUCUUCUCCAGCAACAAUCCCUGCCUCUACCCCUGAUCCCGUAUCACCAUUAGACAACAUAAAUCCGUGUGACUAUGAAAUAACUAAU
Acaulospora colombiana is the source of this 369-nucleotide messenger RNA. The record is from the annotation of a GenBank genome assembly. NCBI's taxonomy places the organism in Eukaryota, Fungi, Glomeromycota, Glomeromycetes, Diversisporales, Acaulosporaceae.